Messenger RNA from Daphnia carinata, 2118 nucleotides. RefSeq lists its product as uncharacterized. NCBI's taxonomy places the organism in Eukaryota, Metazoa, Arthropoda, Branchiopoda, Diplostraca, Daphniidae. The record is from RefSeq and is a predicted model, not a curated record. The coding region runs from base 1 to 2118 and encodes 705 amino acids. The transcript is spliced from 2 exons.
AUGGCAGAUCCUAUUUCACCGGCUACCUUACGGGGAGGCCAAAGGUACGUUUUUAAUCCCCAAUCUAUUAUUUGUUCUAAACGCCGGGCGGAAGAGCAAGUGGGUGCUAGGUUGAUAGCUUUUGCGGAUCGUUGGACGGUGGUAACGGACGAUAAAUGGAUCCUCGAUAGUUUAUCGCAUGGCGUUAAACUCGAUUUCAGCAUUUCACCUACUCAUCGCACAAUUCCUGUCUCUGUUGUAAUGCCCAAAGAGAUGGAGGCAGUUUGUGACAGAGAAGUGAGGGAUCUUGUCAGAAAGCGGGCUAUUAGAGAAAUCACUGACGGGUCUGAAGGGUUCGUUUGUUCUUUAUUUGUGAUUCCCAAAAAAUCGGGUGGGUUUAGGCCUAUCAUUAAUCUGAAGCCCUUAAAUCAAUUUAUUCGGUACGAACACUUCAAGAUGGAAAAUCUAGAAUCGGCUCGUUUUCUUUUACCAAAAGGGGAUUGGAUGGUUAAACUAGAUUUAAAAGACGCCUACCUGACGGUGCCGGUUUGUGCUGCCCACCAAAAGUUUUUGCGGUUCCAGUGGAAGGGGCGUUUAUUCCAAUUUGCCUGUCUGGCCUUUGGUCUGGCUUCCGCGCCAAGGAUUUUUACAAAAAUUCUCAAGGUUGUCAUGGGUUUUUUGAGAAAAAAGGGCGUAAGACUGAUAAUCUAUUUGGAUGACAUCUUAAUUUUGAAUGUGUCUGAAGAAAGCACAUUAGGGGAUCUUAACGUAACCAUCCAGUUGCUAAAACAUCUGGGUUUUUUAAUAAAUUGGGAAAAAUCCGUGUUGGUCCCUACGCAAGUCCUAGAAUAUCUGGGGCUAGUAAUCGACUCGGUUCGAUUGUCCUUCGCCUUGCCAAACAUCAAAGUAAAAGCAGUUAAGAAGAUGUGUGAGGCGGCGCUUGCGGCGGAAUCAAUUUCUUUGCGAAAGAUUGCGUCUAUCAUGGGCAACGUUACCUGGGCGAUCCCAGCGAUUCCAUACGCUCAGGCGCAUUACCGUAGAUUGCAAUGGUUCUACAUCAAACAAGCGCAAUCGGCCAAUUUCAAUUUAAAGACUAGAUGCUCACUUUCAGCGGAAGCUCGUGAGGACCUGGAAUGCUGGGUGUUUAAUCUAAACAAAACCCAAGAUAAAAUUUUCUUUCCCCACACACCAGAUCUCGAGAUUUAUACAGAUGCGUCGCUAUCAGGUUGGGGUGCAUGCUGUGAUGAAAUCAGAACGAGAGGAUCUUGGACGCCAGCGGAUAUAAAAAAGCACAUUAACGAGCUCGAACUAUUAGGAGCGUUCUUUGCGGUACAGGCGUUCGCUGCUCAGUCUAAGAAUAUCUCAAUUAGGGUAUUCUUGGACAAUUCGACAGCUGUAGCCUAUAUUAAUCAUUGCGGGGGUUCUCGAUCUCAGGCCCUGACUAACGUAUCUGCCCAGCUUACAACUUGGUGCGAGAACCGCGGCAUAUCGUUGGAGGCGGUUCACGUAGCGGGCAAAUUAAAUAUCAUUGCGGAUGAAGAGUCACGAGCCGGGCCAGACGCCGGGGAUUGGAAGUUGGAUCCGCGCGUUUUCAAGUGCAUUCAGGAACUAUGGCCGUCAGUCGUUGACGCUUUCGCAACACCUUGGAACGCACAGCUUCCAUCAUUUAUUUCAUGGCAUCCGCAACCUGGCGCAAUGGCAACAAACGCCUUUUCAGUCAAUUGGAAAGGGUUGUUGGCUUACUGUUUCCCACCAUUCGCCUUAAUUUUCAAAUGCUUAGGAAAGAUCAGGCGGGAAAAAUCUGUAGUGGUUUUUUUUUGUCCAGUUUGGAUAGGCCAGCCGUGGUUCCCGUUAUUGCUGGAGCUCUCCUGCGACGUCCCACGUCUUCUUGCGCCGUCUCAGACCCUUUUGAAAUCAGCACUGGACGAAACUCACCCGCUUACCUGGAACAAUGCGCUGCACUUGGCCGUCUGGAAGCUGUCAGGAGACAGUAACUUGAGCGAGGAUUUUCGACAACGGUGGUCGACUUACUCAUGGCCGGAAUUAGGCCCAACACCCAAACCGCUUAUGAGUCAGCAUGGAGAAAUUGGGUGCAUUGAUGUAUGGGGAGGCGUUCGAAUCCCUUCUCAAUUGUUAUAG